AUGCUCUCUCGCCUAUUAACCCGUUCCAGCGCCCUUGCUUGCCGCACUGUCCGCCAGCCUAGCUUCGCAGUGCGCUUGGCCAGACAACCCAGAUUGAACUCUGUUGCCAGAUCUUUCCAUGUAUCUGCUGUCCCUUUCAACAAACAAUGUCAAAAAAUAAGCCAAGUCCUUGAUGGCGAAAUAGCAUUGGAACUUGAAGAGGACGCACAUGCCCUACCAGAAUCGUUGCAAACUUUUUUCGACAAGACCGGAUUUUCUGCCGUGACUUCAGAGGGUAGAAACAUGUCUGAAAUUGUCCGCCAGACCGCAAGAGGUGAAUCUGUCCAUGUUUUCUUCGAUAUUGCCCAGGUCGCUAACUUGCCUCUAGAAAGCUCCGGUUUGGACAACGAAAUGGCUGCACAAUCCGAGGAAGAAGACUUUGACGGAGUUUCGGACAAUUUUGCAAACGUUAACGUCGUUGUUGUCAAAGACGCAGACCAAUCUGCCGCGUCCUUCGAGCUGCUCAUGAACUUACAAGAAGGCACGUUUUUCAUUGACAGCGUCACUCCCUACGCAAAAGCGAAGGCUGCGUUGGAUGAGUCUGCGGAUGCAGAGGUUAAGCGUGAACUUGUGUACCAUGGUCCUCCCUUCUCGAAUCUCGACGAAGAAUUGCAGGAAUCUCUAGAGGUGUACCUGGAAAGCAGAGGUAUAAAUGAGGAACUGGCCUCUUUCAUAGGUACCUAUUCCGAAUUUAAGGAGAACAAGGAAUACAUCAGCUGGUUGAAAAACAUGAAGUCGUUUUUCAACUGA
This is a messenger RNA of Lachancea lanzarotensis, 789 nucleotides long. It is a transcript of the gene MAM33, whose product is annotated as LALA0S01e02850g1_1. Gene Ontology annotation, biological process: cytosolic ribosome assembly. Lineage: Eukaryota; Fungi; Ascomycota; Saccharomycetes; Saccharomycetales; Saccharomycetaceae. Gene Ontology annotation, cellular component: mitochondrial matrix. The record is from RefSeq and is a predicted model, not a curated record. The transcript has a single exon. The coding region runs from base 1 to 789 and encodes 262 amino acids.